Molecule: messenger RNA, 603 nt
Organism: Pistacia vera
Lineage: Eukaryota; Viridiplantae; Streptophyta; Magnoliopsida; Sapindales; Anacardiaceae
Exons: 1
Coding region: 1-603 (200 amino acids)
Source: RefSeq, a predicted model, not a curated record
AUGAUAUCAAAAGAGAUUUUCAAUGGAAUCAUCUACUCAACCAAUGCUUAUCAGGUAUGGAAAGAUUUACAAGAACAGUAUCAUAAGGUGAAUGGAACAAGAGUCUAUGGGAUUCACCAGGAGAUAGCUAAUCUCACUCAAGGAGCAUCUACAAUAGCGAUUUAUUACAAUAAACUAAAAUUGCUCUGGGAUGAGCUGAAUUCUCUAGUUAGCUUACCACCUCCAGAUAGUGCAUCUGCUAGGGCUUAUCUUGAUCCUCUAAAUCAACAAAAGUUAUUGCAAUUUCUAAUAGGACUAAAUGAUUCGUACUUAAUGGCAUGUUGUCAAAUUCUCUUGAUGUCUCCAUUACCUUUUGUAACACAAGCCUAUUCAGUGGUGAAUCAGGAUGAGAGUCAGAAGGUAUUAUCUGGAAUCAGCACCAAUACAGAGGUUACUACAACCCUUUAUGCACAAAAUUCUCAAAGAACUCAAAUCAAAGUUCCAAAUAUAAGGGAUAAAGGCCAUGUUUUGAGUGUGAACAUUGUCACUUGCCUGGGCAUAAAAGGGAGACUUGUUACAAAUUGCAUGGUUACCCUACUGAUUUUAAAGGGAAGAACAAUGUAA